Messenger RNA from Bactrocera dorsalis (oriental fruit fly), 1959 nucleotides. RefSeq lists its product as uncharacterized. The record is from RefSeq and is a predicted model, not a curated record. Gene Ontology annotation, molecular function: protein dimerization activity. Bases 1 to 1854 code for a protein of 617 amino acids. The transcript has 3 exons. NCBI's taxonomy places the organism in Eukaryota, Metazoa, Arthropoda, Insecta, Diptera, Tephritidae.
AUGGCUCCGACAAAGAAAACCUUCAACGUACUUACUUACUAUGAAGAGAAUGAUAACGACCGCGUGAAAUGUAAAACAUGUUCGCGUGUUUUAAAACAAGAUCGUGUUUUUAAUUUAAAGAAACAUUUACUAUUGCAUGACAUACGACCUGUGCAAAAAGAAAACAAUUCUGAUUCCAAAAAGAACAUGAAACAUCAACAGAUAAAAGUUCAAAUCAGUAAAAAAAAAUUAGUGCGUUCAUACAUUGGUCUUGUCACUGACGACGGCGUUCCGUUCAAUGUGCUUAAUUCCGAUAAUAUGCGUAAUAUAAUUGAUCCUUUAAGUCAAGGUCUUAAAGACAAAAGUGGAAAAAACUUCAUACUAAAUGGAAGCAAGUGUAAAGCUGCACUAGAACAAGUAGCAGCGAAUAUUAAACUCGAAAUACAAGAAGAAUGUAAAAACCGCCUGAUAUCUUUAAAAAUUGAUAGUGCAACACGGCUUGACCGAAACAUAUUCGGCAUCAGUGCGCAAUUCAUUAGCAAAAAUGAAAUUAAAUCACGAAUUCUUGGUAUGGUGGAACUCAAAGGAGCUGGGUCAAGUGCAUCCAAAAAUCUGGCCAAAGAAAUUGUUUCCGUUUUAGGCAAAUAUGAAAUAGCACUAAGCCAAAUUGUAUCAAUUACAUCAGAUAACGGCGAUGACGAUACUGGCGAAGCCUGUAUUCUACAGAAUAUUGAGUACUCAAAGCAAAUCGACCUUUUCGACACAACAGAAAAUAUUUGUGUUGGUGAAAUACAAAUAUGUCGAUGUGCAGCGCACACUGCACAGCUUUGUGCACUUGACGUUACAAAAAAUACAACUAUUAGGGAGUAUUUGUUUCAGUGCCGAAAUCUAGCCAAAUACAUUCGGAAGCCAUCAAACGGUUACCGUGAUUUGUUUGAGUUAAGAAAUUUUACAUUACCUCAAUUGGAUUGCCCAACUAGAUGGGGAUCUACUUAUAACAUGAUUGACCAACUGAAUAAAGCGAAAAGUAUAUUAAGCCUUAUUGAAACUGUAGAAAAUAAUUCACAAGACGAACAUAUAUUAGUGAAUGAACUGUUAUGGGACUUCAUGGACUCCUACGUUACUAUUAUGGCUCCACUGCAAAAAACUAUAGUGCAGUUCCAACAAGAACAGUUGCACUACGGAAACUUCUAUGCUCUGUGGCUGGUUUGCAAACUGUCUACGAAUCAGAUUGUAACAACAAGCACUUCAAGUAAAGAUUCCAUUAUUUAUACAAUUGGAGAGAUGCUUAUUGAAAGUAUGGAAACACGAACUAAAAAAUUAGUGUCUAAUGUUGGCUUUGACGCUUGUUUAUACUUAGACCCAAGAUUCCAACAUAUACUUGACGGUUCACAAAAACAAAGAGCAAUACAUUUUUUAAAGACAUUGUGGGCACAAAUAAAAAUCCACAGUCCAAUCCAAAACUUAUCAAUAACAAAUUCAAAGACUUCGGAUACUGAACAUAGAGAAAGUACUUUAGAUCUUUUGGACGACUUUUUGAGUAUUGGCGUUGUUCCAAAUGAGUCAACAGAUGUCCAUAGAAAGAUUGAAAUGUUGAAGUUGCCAUAUAUGAAAUCUAGCACAAAUGUUUUAAAUUUCUGGAAAGAGAGAAAGUCAAGCGAUCCAGAGCUUUAUGCUCUAAGCAAAAUAGUUUUUGCUAUACCACCCACUCAAGUAACAAUAGAGCGGGCGUUUUCGUCUUUAAAACUGGUGUUAUCGGAUAACCGAAAUCGAUUAAGUCACCACACAUUGGAAAAUAUACUUUUGGUCCGGCUUAACUCAACUCACUUAGAUAGUGCCAUAGAGAAUUUGAAUUUGUUUGUAGACGAGGAUUAAUUUAAGUUUCAAAAAGCAUAAGUUAUUGUCCUUAUUAUUUACUUAUAUUUAUUUUAAUACAACUUAUUUAAUACAUUAAUUCGAAUACGGUGACUGAAUAACAUA